GUCAAUAUGGAAAAACCGAUUUUACUCGUCUCUUCAUUCUUGCUGCUCCUCAUACAGUUUUCCCAUCAGCAAGCGCCGAUUGUAGAAACUGCGCUUGGUAAUAUACGAGGCGAUGUGCUGACAACGCGUAGAGGCCGAGAUAUCUACGCAUAUCGUGGUAUCCACUACGCAAAAUCACCGACCGGAUUGCGACGUUUUGCACCACCUGUACCAGUUGAGCCAUGGAACGAUACCUUAGACGCAUUGGCCGAUGGUCCAAUAUGUCCGCAAGGUGGCCUAACUGAGGGUUUGACUGAGUCUGAGGAUUGCCUCUCACUAAACGUCUAUACCACCAAUGUAAAUGCAACAGAACCCGUCAUAGUCUAUAUACAUGGCGGUGGAAAUAUAUAUGGGAAUGCAAAUAGUGAAUAUGGCGCCAGUCCGAAGUAUUUACUGGAUGAGAAUGUGGUGUUGGUCGGUAUACAGUUUCGUUUGGGUGCCUUCGGGUUCUUGAGUACGAGCACGUAUGAGGCAAGUGGAAAUUACGGUUAUUUGGAUCAAGUGUUGGCGCUUAAAUGGGUGCAAGCGCAUAUAAGGAGUUUCGGUGGUGAUCCCACGCGUGUCACUAUACUCGGCUUAAGCGCUGGCGGCAUGGCAGUCACGUUGCAUUUGGUAUCACCCAUGUCGAGUGGUCUCUUUAGUGGCGCCGUUGUAAUGAGUGGCAGUGCCACACAUCAUUAUGACAUAGAUAAUGCGUAUUGGAGUCGAAAAUUAGCACACGACCUCGGCUGUCCAAGGUUCAAUACAAAAUAUUUACUAAAUUGUCUCAGACAAGUUAGUUGGCAGCAAAUAGUUAAUGUGACGGAGGGUUGGAGAACGUAUGAUCUUCCGCAUAUAAAGUGGAAUUAUGAAAUUGAUGGCACGUUUCUGUUGGAACAUCCCAUUGAGUCGAUUCGCAGUAACAGAUUUCAUCGUGUACCAAUAAUUGCUGGUAUAACUUAUAAUGAAUUUGACUUUUCUAUACAAGCAAAGGAAAAUGACACCGAUCUGCUUGAUGAUAUCAACGAAAAUUUUGCUCUUUACGCGCCGGAGUUUUUGCAACUCAACAGCACAGACGAAAGCAAAGCAAGGACUAUACGUAGCUUCUAUUACAACACAACAGACAUUUACAAAUAUAAUUUGGUUGGUUUUGGUCAAAUGACAUCGGACGCCAUCAUCGGGCAUGGUGUGCACAGAUUAGUAGAGCUGGCAAGGAAUUUCACAGACGUUUAUUAUUAUCGUUUCGAUUAUGUUGGAGAAAAAUCAGAAUUUCCUGACAGUUUGGGAAAACCUCAAGGAGCUUGCCAUGCAGAUGAUAUAAUUUAUAUUCUGCCCAGAACAAGCUUCAGUGUGGAGAAUAACUCCACGGACAUAUUUAUGGUCGAUCGUAUGGUCAAUGUUAUUGCAACAUUCGCUGCAAAUGGCAAACCGCCAGUAAUUGAAAAUAUUACAUGGACACCAUCUACUGCCGACGAGCUUGUGGUUUUAUACAAUAACAAGUAUCCAUUUAUAAGCAAUCCCUUUUAUGUGGAUCGUUAUGCAAUGUGGGAUGAAUUAUUCCCCCUAAAGGAAAGUGCCGCAAAGGCUCUAUUACCCACUGUUGUAUUACUUAUGUUAUCGGCUAGUCGGUAUCUAGUGCUGUAAACAACUAAGUGCGUGAAGUAUGAGGAUUAACGUAAAACGAUUUAAUAACAAAAUAUUUUAAUCGGUUAAAAGAUUUGGAAAUGUUAUCGUUAAAGCAGUUAUCAAAAUAAAUUUUUAUUUAAUUUUUACCCAAAAGGAAAAGCUGUUGUUAAUGUUACAACGUUAACAGAUAAUGUUAAGCGUUAACAGACAAUGUAAAACUUUAAAACUGAAGUGGACUGUUAAUAUCAAGGCAGCAUCCAUUCUAAAAAUAAAGUCAACGCUGAUUUGGUUCAAUAAUAACAAUUUCUUUUCGUUUCGAUGAUAUGGCGCCAAAACGAAAACAAAAAAUCAUUUUGGAAAGGUUGAUUUUCAUAUUGACAAAACAAAAUGACCUUGUUUCGUUAGUUGAAAACUCUAAUACAUAAUAUUCUCAAAAUAAUAGGCGUAAACAUGAAAAGUGUAAUUAUGUGUGUAGUUAUGGAAAUAUAUAGAAAAACAUAAAUGCAAAAA
This is a messenger RNA of Ceratitis capitata (Mediterranean fruit fly), 2154 nucleotides long. Its product is annotated as esterase E4. The transcript has 4 exons. NCBI's taxonomy places the organism in Eukaryota, Metazoa, Arthropoda, Insecta, Diptera, Tephritidae. Bases 7 to 1662 code for a protein of 551 amino acids. The record is from RefSeq and is a predicted model, not a curated record.